AUGUCUCGACCGUCGACAGUGCCAUCCCACUAUAGAAAGCGCAAGUGCGUGGCUGCUGUUCUAGUCGUUAUGCUUUCCGCUCGGACGUUGGUCGUGACCAACGGUUUAACGACCACUUCCAGGUCGUCAGCUGAUAUUAGUCUUUCAGCAAACGACCAUCCUGAAAGUGGCGAUUUCCUUGCUAUGUCAGACAUCGGCACCGGCAACGAAAUCAACAGCCGGCAUUUCAGAAUGGCGCGUAGUGAGUUUGCCGAUUAUUGCCUGAAUGGAGAUUGCGUCCAAGGAGACGUUCUCAAAGUAGUCAGCAAAAUGGCCAAACGCAUUUUAAGCGAUCCGCGGAUCCUGGGUCUCCGAACAGCGACCAUAUCAGUAGAUGAUUAUGAGUGGACCGAUGCUCCUGAAGAGUCGCUAUCUCGUGCCAUUAGAAGUACUAGGUUAAAAACCCGUCGGGUUAAUAGUAAUCGCCGUAAUGCUGAUGAAACAUCAGAGAACGGUAAAAAAACGUCCAUUAGUAACAGAAGAUAUCACAGUUCAUCGGAGGAGGAAUCACCUCAGGUAGUAAACCUUGACACCACAGUUAAUUGUUAUAACGCAGCACCUGGCGGAUGGGACUCGUUUGACGUUUUCUACCCGGAUGAGAACUAUGAUGAAGCGUACGGUUCCGGUCCGGAUUACGCAGAAGUUGAGGAAGUCAAAUUGCACAGUACCAAUGUCAACCCCAAAGCUGGUGGUACCAAAAGCAAAGAGUCGUCGGCUCGUGCCAUUGGUGAACCUGCUGGCUUGUUUGAUACAAAGUCAUUUACUAGCCGCGAUGAUACUUACGAAGAAGAUCGGUAUUCAAGAUAUGAUCAAAAUCGGCUUAACAAUCGAUACAGAGAUAAAGAUUCUUACCAAACAAUGACUGGUUAUGACAUGAAUGAGAAUCCUAAGGCGAACAGAUUUCCUGGUAAGGUACACUAUGGCGAAUCGCACGGAUCUAUUCCGGGAUUAGAUGAGUCUCUUGAUCGUGGUACUACCAAAUACAUCCCGAAAAAUAGAGAUGACGACGAUGAUGACGGUGGUCAAAAAGGUGGGGGUGGGGGAGGAGGAGGAGGAGGUGGUUAUGGCGGAGGAGGUGGUUAUGGCGGAGGAAGUAGCUAUGGCGGAGGAGGUGGUUAUGGCGGCGGUUACGGGGGUGGAAGUAGUUACGGGUACAGUGGAUAUGACGAAUGUUGUAAGAACAAACUUUUGCCCAUCCUUUUGGUGGGACUUUUGGGUCUCCUCGGCUUCUUUCUCUACAUCAGAUCGACCACGCUUGCAGCAGCGCGUAGUAUGGACGAUAAUGAUCUCUCUGAUGUGCUGCUGGACGGUCCGACUUGGUUGAGUAUGGUUCACGAAUUAUGGGAGCAAGACACAGUUCUUGAAAAUACCAUCUGCACUCAGGAAACUUUGUGCCGCAUGAACCGGCUGGCUAUGUCCGCGCCAGGACAAGCAGGAUGGGCUGUUUCGUUAUCCAGUUUGCCUUUAAGCUAUCUGUUGCAUACGCGUCAUGUCGGCGGAUUCACUUCCUACAUGGAUGCGGCGAUGAUGGGCCGCUCAGGCGCGAACUGCACCGAACUUUACUCAAGUUGUCCUCGUCUAUCGCAUUAAACGAAUUACAUCACACCAGACAGUGUAAACAUUGACUCUUCCAACGGCGAUUCUAAAAAGAAAAACACACAAAAAUGUUUAAUGAUUAUUUCGGUGUAUAAACACUGUUACUGUAAAUUAAUUUCAUUGAAUUUAAAGUUUAGCAGAUACGUAGCACUGCACAAUAUUAAUUCCUAUAACUUUUUACCAGUUUCUUUUUACUGAUGGACUUCUAUUGUGCCAUGGUUUGGAUAAGGUUAAUUUUUCCUGGAAACUUUGGGUUCUCUUGAAACUUUUCAUUCUUUCCGUUUUCUCUGCUCUCU
Molecule: messenger RNA, 1931 nt
Organism: Daphnia carinata
Lineage: Eukaryota; Metazoa; Arthropoda; Branchiopoda; Diplostraca; Daphniidae
Exons: 4
Coding region: 1-1629 (542 amino acids)
Source: RefSeq, a predicted model, not a curated record